UCAAUAUAAAUACCACCCAUUUAUUUCUCGUGCUCCAAUUUCAUAUUCCCUCAUACUUGUUUCCUAUUAAAUUAAUAAACCGUUGAUGGCGACUUUGCUAUUUAUUAUGUAUAUAAGCUAAUAAAAACCCACCACCAAGGAAACGAAACAAAAUCCUCUCUCAUUAUCAAACCGUGCCGUUUCUCUCAUCGUCGUGUCUUCUCAAAAAUCAAUUCCUUGAACCCUAUUUCUCUCUACAUUUCAACAUAGAAAUAUGUCAAGCUCAUCGGAAAAUUCUGGAUUUUCCGGCCAUAAACCGGCAAAGUUGCCGGAGAAAUCUAACUUUUCUCAUACAUGUAAUCUACUAAGCCAAUACAUCAAGGAAAACGGAAGUUUUGGAGGCCUUACCCUCGGAAAGCCAUGCACCGUCGAAACAAAUGGAUCACCUGAGACAUCUUGUAACUCUGGAACAACAAUGGAGUUGUUUCCUACAAACAUGACACCACAAACACAAAACCUUAAAACUUUGAAUCUGUUAUCCCCAAAUGAUGUUCCUGCCUUGGAAAACUCAAGUGUAUUUAAGGAGCCUAAAACUGCACAAUUGACGAUGUUUUAUGGUGGAAAAAUUAUUGUAUUGGAUGAGUUUCCUGCUAACAAAGUGGAAGAGUUAAUAUCAUUUGCUAGAACCACAAAGUGGAGUACAUAUGCUUCUUACAAUCAGACUCAGCCUUCAGUUAUUCCUAAUCUGUUCCCUCAAGCACCUUCAAGACUAAUUGUUUGUGAACAACCAAUUGCUAGAAAAGCUUCACUUCAUCGGUUUCUGGAGAAAAGGAAAGAUAGAAUAGCUGCCAAAGCACCAUAUCAAAAAAGCAAUCCCAUAUCUGCUCCAGUAAAGCCUGUUAAAUCCAUUCCAUGGCUUGGAUUAGGUGCUACAUCAACGCAAGUUUAAGAGCAAUCAGAGUUUUAAGUAGUUUUAAACUUAGUUUUUUUUUUAGAUAUUUUUUUUAUGGACCUCUCAGCUAAUUCUCCUGUAUUGUCAUUGUAUAACUUGCACAAUGUGCAAUUAUAAUAGGAUCUAAAGUAGUUCGAUUAGCUGAGGGCUCUAAUUAUAAUUUGAAUUAUUUCUUGUAAUUAUUUCAAAUUUUUGAAUUCUUAAGUAUCUAUGACUAACCACCAACGAGAUCUUCAAGUUGACCGUUAUAAUUGAAUUUAUACUCUUGUAAGAUAGGAGUCAACUUUCUAUCAUUUAGAUAAAUUUUCGUUGGCAAAUAGGAAAAUAAUAAUAUUUGGUUUAAUAUGAAUUUGAUUGAUGA
Cicer arietinum (chickpea) is the source of this 1292-nucleotide messenger RNA. Its product is annotated as protein TIFY 10A-like. Gene Ontology annotation, biological process: regulation of jasmonic acid mediated signaling pathway; regulation of defense response; response to wounding. The record is from RefSeq and is a predicted model, not a curated record. Lineage: Eukaryota; Viridiplantae; Streptophyta; Magnoliopsida; Fabales; Fabaceae. Gene Ontology annotation, cellular component: nucleus.